This is a messenger RNA of Thlaspi arvense, 2700 nucleotides long. NCBI's taxonomy places the organism in Eukaryota, Viridiplantae, Streptophyta, Magnoliopsida, Brassicales, Brassicaceae. The record is from the annotation of a GenBank genome assembly.
AAUGAGUGCGAAAAAGUCAAAGAGAUUGUAAAGGCGGUUAAGAAAGUGCUCAACAACAUUCCAAUCGAGGGAAGCAAAACCGCCUCUGUGGCAACUCCGGAGCUGCCGGAACUUCCUCGGGAGGCGAAAAGGGGUGAGACUUUUGGAAACCAGCAACGCCUGAAGGAACUGACAGAGAAGUUGGAUCUUAAAGACCAGGGAACUCGGAUCAUCGGAGUUGUUGGUAUGCCCGGAAUUGGUAAAACCACACUGCUGAAAGAGCUCUUCAAGGAGUGGCAGGGCAAGUUUUCUAGGCGGGCUUUCAUGGAUCGAAUCCGUGAAAAGUCAGGUAGCUACGGGGUAGAUUACUUGCCCACACUGCUCUUAGAAGAGAUGGAGUUGAAAAAUCCUGAAACUGAUGCUUUUGAAGAACAGUACGAAGCUCUUAAGUGUCGACUAGAGAAACACAAAGUUCUUGUCGUUCUUGAUGAUGUUAGUACAACAGAACAGAUACAUGGUGUUCUUGGGAAACAUGAGUGGAUUAAAGAAGGAAGCAGGAUUCUCAUUGCAACAAACGACAUGUCCUUAACAAAGGGUCUGGUUCAUGAUAAUUACGUGGUCCGGCAGUUGAACCACAGAGACGGCUUACAACUCUUUUGUCACCAUGCCUUUGAUGAUGAUCCAAAGGGAGUUUUCGUGAAGCUGUCGGAAGAUUUUAUGCAAUAUGCCAGAGGCAUUCCGUUAGCUCUUAAGAUAUUGGGUUCAGAGCUUCAUGAGAAGAGGACGAAGCAUUGGGAAGAUAAAACUGAAGAUACUCGCUCAAAAUCCCAGCACUUAUAUUGGAAAGUAAGCUACGACGAGUUAAGUACACAGCAGAAAGAUGCAUUUCUCGACAUAGCCUGUUUCAGAUCGGAGAAUGUGGAUUAUAUUGAGAGUUUACUGGCUUCGUCUGAGCAUGAAUCUGCUGAAGAAACGAAUGUAGUGAAAGCUCUCAGGAACAAGUUCCUGAUUGAUAUUUGUGACGGCCGAGUGGAGAUGAACGAUCUACUGUAUACAUUUUCGAGGGAACUUGAUCCUAAAGCAUCCACUGGCAGCAGACAAAGGAGGGUGUGGCACCAUCAUGACAUCAUUAAGGGAGGCGCCAUUAAAAUCCCCCAUAAAACACUGAGAGCUUCCAAUGUCAGAGGUAUUUUUCUAGACUUGUCUGCAGUGGAGAACGAAAAAAGCUUAGAGUGUGACCACUUCAGCAAGAUGCACAAUCUCCGGUAUAUCAACUUCUACAACUCUCAUUGUCCUCAGGAAUGCAAAACCAACAAUAAGAUAAACAUCACUGAUGGUGAUCUCCUCCUACCAUCAAAAGAGGUACGAUGCCUCCAUUGGCUGAAAUUCCAACAGGAGAAACUUCCAAACGAUUUCAACCCAAUUAAUCUCGUCGACCUUAAGCUGCCCUAUAGCGAGGUUGAACGACUUUGGGAGGGUGUUAAGGACACACCAGUCUUAAAGUGGGUCGAUCUUCGUCACUCAAGUAAGUUGAGCACUUUGUCAGGGCUAUCAAAUGCUCCGAAUCUUCAAAGAUUGAACCUUGAAGGGUGCACGAGUCUUGAAUCUCUUGGGGAUGUGAAUCUGAUGUCUCUGAAAACUCUCACCCUCAGCAACUGCACAAACUUCAUGGAAUUUUCAUUAGCAGCCUCCCAGCUGGUCAGUCAACUUUCUCAAUUUACAUGGCUUGAUUUGAAGUACUGUACGAAACUUACAUGUGUUCCAGAGUUGCCACCAAAUCUUCAGUACUUAGACGCACACGGAUGUAGCUCAUUAAAGACAAUUGGGAAACCGCUGGCUCGUAUCAUGCCGACUAUGCAGAACCAUUCCACUUUCAUUUUCACCAACUGUGAGAACUUGGAGCAAGCUGCAAAGGAGGAAAUCACAUCGUAUGCGCAAAGGAAAUGUCAUUUACUAUCAGAUGCUCGUAAACACUACAAUGGGGGUCUUGUCUCAGAGGCUUUGUUCAGCCUUUGCUAUCCUGGAUGUGAGGUGCCUUCGUGGUUUUGUUAUGACACACUUGGAUCUUUGUUGAAACGCAAGCUCCUCCCACAUUGGCAUUACAAUAGGCUUUCUGGAAUAGCUCUAUGUGCUGUAGUCUCAUUUCCUGACAAGAAGCAUUCUGGAAUAGCUCUUGGCCAAGAUCAAAUUAGCUGCUUCUCGGUGACAUGUACCUUUGAAAUAAAAGCUGAAAACGAGUCUUUGAUCCUCUUUACUAGUCUGGUAGGAAGCUGGACAAGAGAGGGAGACAAGAAAGACAAGAUUGAGUCAGAUCAUGUUUUCAUAGGCUACAUUAGUUGCCCACAUACCAUAAGGUGUCUCGAAGACGAGAACUCUGAUAAAUGCAGUUUCACUGAAGCCUCCCUUAAUUUUACUGUGACAGGUGCUACAAGUGCCAUAGUCGAGGUGUUGAGGUGUGGUUUGAGUUUGGUGUAUGCAAAAGAUGAAAACAAAAACAGUUCUCAGGAGGCAAAAUAUGAUUUGCCUGUUGAAGGGAGCUCUCGCGAACCUCAAAACGGGAUGAUAGAGGAGCAAAUAGAAAUAGAAAAAGAAGAAGGGGUGGUGGUCAACCAAAGAAGAAGCCAAAAACCAGAAGGGUUGAUAAUAUCCAGUGCCAUACAAACUUGUAGUGCAAGUGUAACUCCAAGAUUUGAAGAUAAACUUAGUGGUCAAGCAAAAGGU